AACGACAUUGGCUUACGGGACGUCUCGUUGUUUUACGUUUUCGUUAUUUCGGUUUACUAAACGCAAUAUGUCACGCGCCACCGCCGUCGUCGUUGUCCUCCUCCUCGCUGUCCUUGUUGAUCUCUCCGAGGUACAGGCCAAUGCGUGCAGCAAGAAAUGCAUUGCAGAACAAUGCCACGUGCUGUCAAUCAGAUACGGAAAGUAUUGCGGGGUGGGGUACUCUGGCUGCCCUGGUGAGCAACCCUGUGAUGAUAUUGACGCUUGUUGCAUGGCCCAUGACAAUUGCGUUGACAAAGAAGGAAUGGUUUCUGUGGAUUGUCACCACAAGUUGAAGAAGUGCCUAAUCGACGUUCAGAAAUCUGGGAAGGAAGGAUUCUCAAAGGAGUGUCCGGUCAGUGUAGCUGCCCCUACUAUGAUUAAAGGCAUGGAUUUUGCCAUCUUGAUGACCCAAUUGGGGAGCAAUAUACAUCAUUAAUUAACAUAUUCCUUCCCCGUCCAAAUCCUAAUCAACAAAACUAAUAUUGAUUCUGAAACAGAAAAUCUUAAUGAUCUGCUUCAGUCAUUCUUUCUGUCCAAAUA
Molecule: messenger RNA, 579 nt
Organism: Arachis stenosperma
Lineage: Eukaryota; Viridiplantae; Streptophyta; Magnoliopsida; Fabales; Fabaceae
Product: probable phospholipase A2 homolog 1
Exons: 4
Coding region: 68-475 (135 amino acids)
Biological process (GO): lipid catabolic process; pollen germination; phospholipid metabolic process
Molecular function (GO): calcium ion binding; A2-type glycerophospholipase activity
Source: RefSeq, a predicted model, not a curated record